Molecule: messenger RNA, 181 nt
Organism: Racocetra persica
Lineage: Eukaryota; Fungi; Glomeromycota; Glomeromycetes; Diversisporales; Gigasporaceae
Source: the annotation of a GenBank genome assembly
UUGUCUCACAUCUGAAAGUGGCCCAACUGUGAAAAGGAUGGAAAGGAAAAGCCCACCUCUUGCACCUCUAAUGAUCUCAGUAGCUCCUAGUCCGAAGGUUCGCACACCACCAUCACAGUAUAAAAAGGACCUGACUACAGAAAUAAUUGACCUAUAUCUCACUCUGGAAGUGGUAGCCGAG